Bubalus bubalis (water buffalo) is the source of this 2535-nucleotide messenger RNA. It is a transcript of the gene SYT3, whose product is annotated as synaptotagmin 3. Lineage: Eukaryota; Metazoa; Chordata; Mammalia; Artiodactyla; Bovidae. The transcript is spliced from 11 exons. The record is from RefSeq and is a predicted model, not a curated record. Gene Ontology annotation, cellular component: membrane. Gene Ontology annotation, biological process: regulation of calcium ion-dependent exocytosis; calcium-ion regulated exocytosis; regulation of dopamine secretion. Gene Ontology annotation, molecular function: calcium-dependent phospholipid binding; phosphatidylserine binding; calcium ion binding. The coding region runs from base 241 to 2016 and encodes 591 amino acids.
GGGCGGGGGGAGGAGCCGAGCUGGCACCGCGGCCGGCGCGCGGGGCUGCGGCGGCGGCGGCGGCAGGGGCAGCUCCGGAUCCGGCCCCCCCUCCCACCACCUGGUUCUUGGGGACAGUUCCGCAGCCCCUUAUCCACCCUACAACCCCCAUGGGCUACCGCCAGCCGCCGCCUCCGCUGCCAUCCAGGACAAGGCAGGGAUAAGCGCAGCCCCUCCCAAGCACAGGACUCGCUGGCCACCAUGUCAGGAGACUACGAGGAUGACCUCUGCCGUCGGGCACUCAUCCUGGUCUCAGACCUCUGUGCUCGGGUCCGAGAUGCCGACACCAGUGACAGGUGCCAAGAGUUCAACGACCUUCGGAUCAGAGGCUAUCCCCGGGGCCCAGAUGCAGACAUCUCCGUGAGCCUGCUGUCGGUCAUCGUGACGUUCUGUGGCAUUGUCCUUCUGGGUGUCUCCCUCUUCGUGUCGUGGAAGCUGUGCUGGGUGCCCUGGCGGGACAAGGGAGGCUCAACCGUGGGCGGCGGUCCCUUGCGCAAAGACCUAGGCCCCGGGGUCGGGCUGGCAGGCCUGGUAGGCGGCAGCGGGCACCACCUGGGGGCCGGCUUGGGUGGCCAUCCCCUGCUGGGGGGCCCGCACCACCAUGCCCACACAGCCCACCAUCCGCCCUUCGCCGAGCUGCUGGAGCCGGGCAGCCUAGGGGGGUCUGACCCCCCUGAGCCCUCUUACUUGGACAUGGACUCCUACCCAGAGGCCGCAGCUGCUGCAGUAGCCGCGGGGGUCAAACCGAGCCAGACAUCUCCCGAGCUGCCCUCCGAGGGCGGGGCAGGCUCGGGGCUGCUCCUGCUGCCCCCCAGUGGUGGGGGCCUGCCCAGUGCCCAGUCGCAUCAGCAGGUCACAAGCCUGGCACCCACCACCAGGUACCCCGCCCUACCCCGGCCCCUCACCCAGCAGACCCUGACCCCGCAGCCGGACCCGGGCAGUGAGGAGCGGCCGCCCGCCCUACCCUUACCCCUGCCGGGCGGAGAGGAAAAGGCCAAGCUCAUCGGACAGAUCAAGCCGGAGCUGUACCAGGGGACUGGACCCGGCGGCCGGCGGGGCGGCGGGGCCCCCGGCUCUGGGGAGGCCGGCGCGGGGGCGCCCUGUGGCCGCAUCAGCUUCGCCCUGCGGUAUCUCUACGGCUCCGACCAGCUGGUGGUGCGGAUCCUGCAGGCCUUGGACCUCCCGGCCAAGGACUCCAAUGGCUUCUCAGAUCCCUACGUCAAGAUCUACCUGCUGCCUGACCGCAAGAAGAAGUUUCAGACCAAGGUGCACAGGAAGACCCUGAACCCCGUCUUCAAUGAGACGUUUCAGUUCUCGGUGCCGCUGGCUGAGUUGGCGCAGCGCAAACUGCACUUCAGCGUCUAUGACUUUGACCGCUUCUCCCGGCACGAUCUCAUCGGCCAGGUGGUGCUGGACAACCUCCUGGAGCUGGCCGAGCAGCCCCCCGACCGCCCGCUGUGGAGGGACAUCGUGGAGGGCGGCUCGGAAAAGGCAGAUCUUGGGGAGCUCAACUUCUCACUCUGCUACCUCCCCACCGCCGGCCGCCUCACCGUGACCAUCAUCAAAGCCUCUAACCUCAAAGCGAUGGACCUCACCGGCUUCUCAGACCCCUAUGUGAAGGCCUCUCUGAUCAGCGAGGGGCGGCGUCUGAAGAAGCGGAAAACCUCCAUCAAGAAGAACACGCUGAACCCCACGUAUAACGAGGCGCUGGUGUUCGACGUGGCCCCCGAGAGCGUGGAGAACGUGGGGCUCAGUAUUGCCGUGGUGGACUACGACUGCAUCGGGCACAAUGAGGUGAUCGGCGUGUGCCGCGUGGGUCCCGACGCCGCCGACCCCCACGGCCGAGAGCACUGGGCCGAGAUGCUGGCCAACCCGCGCAAGCCCGUGGAGCACUGGCAUCAGCUGGUGGAGGAAAAAACUUUGACCAGCUUCACAAAAGGCAGCAAAGGAUUGUCAGAGAAAGAGAACUCAGAGUGAGAGGUCUGGCCAAGGCUUGGAAUCAGACCAGGCCCCAUGAGGACCCCAUCCCUUCCUGCCCGGACUGUGAAUUCAUCUCCUCGAAGCCAUAACGUCCGAGCCGCGUGGUGCGAGGCAGCCCUGGGCCUGUCCAUCCUUCUACCCCUGGAGGCUUGGGGGUGGUGGGAGGCAGGUGGGCCCAGCUCCCUGUUUCAGGGUGGGGGGCAUUCAGUCUUCACUGUGUCUGUCUUCCCUCCCCGGGGUUCCCCAUCCAGGUGAGGGGCCAUGCAUGUCUGGGGGAUCCCUGUCCCCCCAAAACCUCUGUCUGUCUGUCAUCUGUCUCUUUGCUGUUUGUACAAUACUUAGUGUCCUAACCCUCGUGCUGGCUGUGAAUGUCAACAGACCAAUCUCCCAUGUUCCCCUAGACACGCACACGCCCGUGUCCACCCUUUCUGUUCACCACACCCUGAGUCUGGCCGAUUCCCCCCACUGCUGCUGCUAUCAACUCCAGAAUAAACACAUACUUUGGGUCUCACUCCA